AUGACCACUAGGACCACUAGGACCAACAGGACCACUAGGACUAACAGGACCACUAGGACUAACAGGACCAACAGGACCAACAGGACCACUAGGACCACUAGGUCACCAGGACCACCAGGACCACCAGGACCACCAGGACCACCAGGACCACCAGGACCACCCGGACCACCAGGACCACCAGGACCACUAGGACCAACAGGACCACUUGGACUACUGGGACCACUAGGACCACUAGGACCACCAGGACCACUAGGACCAACCAGACCACCAGGACCCCCAACUAGCUGUAAUGAUGCUUUUUCCAGCUCUGUGCAAUAUGGGUCUCGACCCCGCCCUGUGCAACUGGGUACUGGACUUCCUGACGGG
Molecule: messenger RNA, 366 nt
Organism: Oncorhynchus tshawytscha (Chinook salmon)
Lineage: Eukaryota; Metazoa; Chordata; Actinopteri; Salmoniformes; Salmonidae
Product: EMI domain-containing protein 1-like
Exons: 3
Source: RefSeq, a predicted model, not a curated record